This is a messenger RNA of Copidosoma floridanum, 1550 nucleotides long. It is a transcript of the gene Sirt2, whose product is annotated as NAD-dependent protein deacylase sirtuin-2. Lineage: Eukaryota; Metazoa; Arthropoda; Insecta; Hymenoptera; Encyrtidae. Gene Ontology annotation, cellular component: nucleus. Gene Ontology annotation, molecular function: histone deacetylase activity, NAD-dependent; NAD+ binding. The record is from RefSeq and is a predicted model, not a curated record.
UGACAGUCCGACAGUGCAAAUUUUUUUAUGUAAAUUGGUUUAAUUCCGAGAUACUUAAGUACUUUAUGCAUGAUCAAUAGGUCUGAGUUAUGCAUUCUUUCCUUUUAUAGAUCGCACGGUGUCGUACGAUCGUUGUUGAAUAAGAUAUCUGCGGUAAAUUUCUCUUCGUUAUUUCGAGUAAUGGAAGACAAAGAAAUCAAAAAGGAGAAAAAAGACAGCAGUGCCUCGGAGCAUGACAGUUCAAGUUCAUCUGUGGAUUUAACUGAUUUGGUGGAAGGUGCAAAAAAUUCAGAUUCAGGAAUGGAGAAAAUUCGCAAAUUUUUGGAGCAAAAGUUACAUAUUUUUGAGUCCAGUCAUGAACCCGGAGAGAAGGUUCUUGAAGACACAACAGUAGAUGGGAUUGUUGAUUUUAUAAAGACUAACAAUGUCACAAAAAUAAUUACUAUGGCUGGUGCUGGAAUAUCAACCUCUGCUGGAAUCCCCGACUUUCGUUCUCCGAAGAGUGGACUGUAUCACAACUUGGAAAAGUACAAUUUACCCCAUCCUCAGGCUAUUUUUGAAUUGGACUUUUUCAAAACGAAUCCUGAACCAUUUUUUGCACUUGCAAAAGAACUACUUCCUGAGGGAUACAAACCAACACCGAGUCACUAUUUCAUACGUCUGUUACAUGAGAAGGGACUACUUUUGAGGCAUUACACUCAAAACAUCGAUACCUUAGAAAGAGUGGCUGGAUUACCAGAAGAAAAACUAGUAGAAGCUCACGGUACAUUUCACACUGGUCGAUGUCUCGACUGUCGAGCUCCAUUCGAUUUAAUUUGGAUGAAGGAAAAAAUAAAAGAAGCUACGAUACCAAAAUGUGAAGAAUGCACAGAAGGAGUUGUAAAACCUGAUAUUGUUUUCUUUGGAGAAAUGUUACCAGAUAAGUUUCACAAACUGAUUGAGCAGGACUUUCCACAAGCAGAACUUUUAAUAAUCAUGGGCUCCAGCUUACUCGUUCAACCAUUUGCAUCCCUAGUGGAUAGGGUCAAAGGCAGUUGUCCGAGAUUGCUUAUAAACAAGGAAAAAGUUGGAAUGGCUGACAGAUUAUCAAGAUUCUUGGGUAUAAAUAGCGGUAUGAAUUUUGAUUCACCAAAUGCCAGAGAUGUGGCUUGGUUGGGUGACUGUGAUGCAGGAUGUCAGUUGCUAGCUGGAAAGCUUGGCUGGAAAGAGGAAUUGAACGACCUUAUUACGAAAGAACAUAAAAAAUUGGACAGCGAAACAGCACAGUUGAAGGAUUUGGUGGAAAAAGAAAAUCGUCGAUGUCAAAAUGAAAAAGCAAGUAACUUGUAAUACUAGUAUUUGUAUUUUAUUGGAAGAAUUUUUUAAACAUUCAACACUAAAAAUGAAUGGUUUCGAGCUUAAUCAACAUUUUUAUUGGCAAAGAUUAGAAUUAGUUUGUAAUUAAUUUAAAUUAUCGAUAAAAAACAGCAUACCUUUCUUGCUGUAGAAAUUUUAAAAAUAUAAGAUUUCUCGUUCCACGAUGAUUAAUAUUUAUAACUAAAAGAUAGAAG